GUGUUCUGUGGGAGUAUGAUGGCCAUACUUCUCUUCAUCUGUUUGUCACAGUUUAGCCACACAAGAGCUCCACUCUGAGUCACAGCUCUGGAAAAACACACAACAAACGGUAACAUGAUAAAAGACAACUCCACACUAACAACACUAACACAACAGUUACACAAUAGUAACACAACAGUAACGCAACCCAACUCAACAAAAAGUGCAGUUACACAACACAACAGUAACACAACACAAACAACAGUUACACAACACAACUGUAACGCAUCACAAAAGUAACACAAAACCACCAUGCCACACACAAAGCAGGCUAUCCAUUUUCCCAGUGUCUAUGUAUGGCUUUCUUCAGAUACACAGGCUGUAAUUAAGCAACAUUUUCCUGUUUUGCUUUGCUCUAGGCAUCGUCUUUAGUGUGAGCUGGUACUGACUGCAUAUCUAAGUAUCUCUGGCCACCCAUGGCUUCACCAGUAUGGUCUGUGAGGCAGAUCUGCAGCUCAAUAGAUUCAGACAGCAUAAUGGACAUUAUAUCUGUCAAGACUUUUGAACGAGUAAAUGUAGGGGUGAGAAACUGAGGCAAAGUUUAAGGAGAGAAAGUUUAAGGAGUAAGAAGUGUUUUGCAGAUAUCAAAGUUAUCGCUUCCCCUUUUCAAGCCAAAGGUUGCGUUACGUUAAUGCUAGAAUGUUUUGUGUGUGUGUGUGUGUGUGUGUGUGUGUGUGUGUGUGUGUGUGUGUUUCUUUGUGUGUGAGUGUGAGUGCAUGCACGGUCUUCUGUGUCUGUGACUUGUUAGCACCUUGACAUCUAUGUAUCCACCUGUCAACUCUCCUUCAAUUUAUCUUUCCUCAAACCUCUUAUACCCUCCCCCUUUUCACCCCUCUAUCCUUCCAUCCAUUCAUUCACUGCCGCCCCUUUACAUCUCGACCAUUUCUGCAUUCAUCUCAUUCUCUCCAUCCUGACGAGAUGAGAUGUGAGAGGAGGAGGGGGUGGAAGAAGCUGGCUGCGGAGCCGGACUACACGGACGUGUCCCUGAGCGCGGUGGAGCGCGUGCGGGCGCUCACCAAGAUGGGCUGCAGCGUGGAGAUCAACGAGGACAUCACGCCGCGGCGCUACCUCCGCUCGGGGGUGGAGAUGGAGCGCAUGGCGGCGGUGUACCUGGAGGAGGGCAGCCUGGAGAACGCCUACGUCCUCUACAACAAGUUCAUCACGUUGUUUGUCGAGAAACUUCCCAGCCAUAGGGACUACCAUCAGUGUAGUGUUCCAGAGAAACAGCUCAUCAUGAAGAAACUUCAGGACGUGGCGUUUCCCCGUAAGGACGAGCUGAAGAAGCUGCUCCACGAGAAGUACAACAAGGAGCACACAGAGCACCUGAGAGCCCAGAGCCAGUCAGUGGUGGUGGACGGGCGUGUCCAGCACCCACCUCCACACCUCUCCUUCUUGGACAGGGAGAGACAUCGGCUCUCCCUAUUGGAGGAGGAGAAACAGAGGGUAGCCUCGCUCAGGCGAAUGCAGAUAGAAUCAGAACAGUUCCGCUUCUUUGAGGACCAACUACGACGGCAGGAAUUAGCCAAUCGGAAAGGAGAGGAGUUGGAGCAGAAGACCGAGCAUAAAGUGCCUGAAGUGACUGACGGUUCCUGCCUGUCCAGGCAGCCAAUCAAAAACAAUGUGCGCGCCCAGGGGGCUGACCCCAACAGGAAUAAAUCGGCUGUGCAUGUUAGUAGGCCAGCUGCCUCUCUCACUGGAGCACAGACCCAGCGUAUUGAAGGUUUGAGGAGAGUUGCUAUUCCCAGAGACCUGACGUAUCGCUUCCUGUUAUUGGCCGACUCCAAUACGGCUAGGGGGAUCGAGACCUGUGGAGUGCUCUGUGGAAAACUGACCCAGAAUGAGUUCCUGCUGACCCAUGUGGUGGUUCCUAAGCAGUCCGCCGGGCCAGACUUCUGUGACAUGGAGAACGUGGAGGAACUGUUCAGCUUCCAGGACCACCACAACCUGCUAACGCUGGGCUGGAUACAUACCCACCCCACCCAGACAGCGUUCCUGUCCAGUGUGGACCUCCACACACACUGCUCCUACCAGCUCAUGCUGCCUGAGGCCAUCGCCAUUGUGUGUGCACCCAAACACAACGAUACGGGUGUUUUUAAGCUGACCAGCCCGGGCAUGGCCGAGGUGUCGGCCUGCAGACUGAAAGGGUUUCACCCUCACUCUAAAGAGCCGGUUCUGUUUACCAUCUGUAAACAUGUGGUCGUGAGGGAUUCAAAAAUUAGCGUGCUGGACCUCAGGUGACAAACAGAGGGCGCUGUUUCUCCACCUACACACAUCCUAUUUUUACAGUGUUGUUUACUUGAGGCUUUUAUUAAUAUUUAUUUAUCUCUUUUUUUUUUACUGUGAAUUGGAAAUGCUUGGCUUUAUUGUGUGACCAAUGUGCUAAUCAAGCGCCAGAACGUGUUGGAAGUAUCUUGGCUGUGAGAAGUGGUGAAAAAAUAAUACGCUUUUGUCGUUGCUAAAAUUAAGCAUUUGACAAAUUGAGCAGUGCAUUUGAGGAUUGCUGAGGAGAUGACUUCAGUCGGAUUAAGGUGAAGAGUUUUCUUUAGGUGACUGAGGGUAGUUUUAACAAAAUAGAGAGGGAAAUGUGAAUUAACAAUUCUAUUCUUUUGUAUUGCUUAUUCUAUCAAACGUGUAUCUGGUGGAUCUCAGGCCAAAAGGGUACCUCAGCAUACACGUCCGGGCGAUUUAUAAAACGUCGUCUAAUGGUGUUACAACCAACGAGGCGGGAAAAAGCCACGAAGGCCCAGCGACGAAAGACGCUUGCGGCCAUCCGACGUUCCUCGUAUACCUGCGCUUGUAGAACGCCAUUUCCUUUACGGCCAGGGUUAGUGCUCACAUGUUUGUCGUUCAUGCGUUUAAGCCACAGAAUGCAAGCCGUAUGCUGUAUUGCCAUAGUUCACCUAAAGUGAGCUUUAUCAUUCUUAUUUUUAUGUUGCAGUGGAACUUGGAGGGGGGUUCUGUGAUAUGUGCUUUUUUAUAAAACAACUCUAAACAGUGACCUUGUGUCCGCUAUCUCAGAGUCAGUUAACAUUGAUAACUAAUGAACAAUAACAAGCUACAUUCACACUCCCAACAUUAUUUGACGCAACAGACAAAAAAAUUCCUUACCGUAUAACCUCUGCUAGCUCCUUAAUAACCUUUAGCUGACUCCACUAAGUUGCUAUGGAUCAAAUAAUUUCUGCAAUGACUGAAUGGUAGCAAACACUGAUCACAUUUGUUACUAUUUAUUUUUCAAUAUUAACUAAUACUUUCCAAUAAUAAAUACUGAGAAGAUAUACACCUUAUUUGCGGGACCAAACCCUGAAUCUGUACAACCCACAAUGCUUUGCAGCACCUGGUCGAGGUCAUCUGUGCUGUGUCUGAACCGCUUCCCUGGUUUAAGCUGUCCUUUUUCCCGUGCGAUGGUAAAAAGAGCUGAGGCAGAACGUGAGGGCAGUGAACCUGACUACCUCAACCAACCAUGUGUAGAGUUGCGCCCCAGGCUUUCCCUCACAGUUUAGUAUCAUAGCUGGGUUUUGUUUUAUAAGUGCAGUCGGGAGUGCCCUUUAUAGCUUGAAAAAAAAUCUAGUUUUGACAGUAAUCGUUUUGUCUUUGAGUGGGCAGUGUGACGUGAGAGAGAGGACCGCAGUGAUGCAGUACGUGUACUUUUUUUUUUUAAAGGGAUUACUCUUCCUCCCUUAAACAUGGAUCAAUGGUUCCAUAUUAGUCUAUACUCCAGCUCGUACCUUCUGGCAAUAUAACGCCUUUUAUGUUCUUCUCGCUAGUUUCAAAGGUACUCAAAGUGCAAAAAUGUGGACAUUUGCUUGGAAGGCAUUCUUUUAACUCCCAUUGAAAUUGGCAGAAAUCAUACCAGGUGGCAUAAUUGGCUGUUGUUUGAAUGGAAAGCGCUCUGGCACCAUUAGGAACAAAUCGGCAAAAGGUGAUAACUCGAUCAUAACUAAAGGCCUGGCCUAGAAACACUUGCCAACCAGCCGAGACACAGUCAGAUGGUAUUUUUAGUUUGAUUUAUUUUGAUCUGUAAUGAGAUUUUAGUAGGGCUGCAUGGAAUCCACUUUUUACAUGAGUGAUGAUUGUAUUCCUAAACUAAAAACCAUUGCCAAUACAGGACAGGGCCGUCACCAUCACAGGAUAAUGUAGUGGCUAGGGCGUUCUGGCGGUUCUGGGUUCGAUCCCGGGUAUAGAACAAGUGGGCUGAACAGCUCCAUCAGAAUACACCGUAAAUUUGUUUGGAAGAAAGCACCUCCUUAAUAACAUAAAAGUUUUAAAGGAAAGAUUAGCAUUGUCUCUUCAGAUCACAUUUUUAUAGAAUUUGCUUUCGGGGUGUUUUUUGUUGUUGUAAUAUCUGUUUGGUUUACUGUGAUGGAAAAUGUUAAAAUGUUUGUCUCUGGAGUAGCAGUGGCCUAUUUGAAUGUUUUACAGUUUACUUUUGCAUUUGAAUUUGAAAUUUAUUGUGAUCUUGUUUCAAAGAUCAGGAGUUAUAUUGUUUACUGAGUUGGUGCAAAGAGAGAAUUGUGCAGAACAUGCGUGCGCCAGUGUAAUUCAAUUAAAUAAACCAGUUGGACUCCAUCAUGUAUUAAAAAAAAAUAAAAGUCCAAAUGGAGCCCUGGA
Gadus morhua (Atlantic cod) is the source of this 4647-nucleotide messenger RNA. It is a transcript of the gene stambpl1, whose product is annotated as STAM binding protein-like 1. Gene Ontology annotation, molecular function: metal-dependent deubiquitinase activity; protein binding; K63-linked deubiquitinase activity. Gene Ontology annotation, cellular component: membrane; endosome. Bases 958 to 2277 code for a protein of 439 amino acids. The transcript is spliced from 11 exons. The record is from RefSeq and is a predicted model, not a curated record. Lineage: Eukaryota; Metazoa; Chordata; Actinopteri; Gadiformes; Gadidae. Gene Ontology annotation, biological process: protein K63-linked deubiquitination.